Molecule: messenger RNA, 2364 nt
Organism: Orbilia oligospora ATCC 24927
Lineage: Eukaryota; Fungi; Ascomycota; Orbiliomycetes; Orbiliales; Orbiliaceae
Exons: 5
Coding region: 1-2364 (787 amino acids)
Biological process (GO): peptidyl-serine phosphorylation; peptidyl-threonine phosphorylation
Molecular function (GO): protein serine/threonine kinase activity; ATP binding
Source: RefSeq, a predicted model, not a curated record
AUGACUCAAUGCCGACUUCAGGGUUUGAUCCAGCAGCUCGGAUCGACCCGCGACCAAGGAUUCCCAAUCAAGGGAAUUCGGACCUGGCAGCCCUACGCAUAUGACCCUGCAUACAAUCCCUCAAAGAAACAAAGCAAAUACGAACAAUAUUCAUUCCCCAAAUCCGAACUUCGCAAGUUCGUUGAAAAUCUUGAUGAUGAUACUUUUCGAGGCCUGUUAUUUCCUACCUGCAAUUGUGAACCUUGUAAACUAAAUCUGUCAAGCGCAAUGUUUAAUGUUACUACUACAACAGUUUCGAAAGCUAGUUUUCCUAUCUCACCCCUGAAAGGACUUAUAUUGGAGUCCUACUUGUCAAGUUUUGUCUGGCUUAUCGAAAAUGGGGCUCCCUGGUAUAUUUUGUAUCUACUGGUCAAUGAAUUAAAGGAUUCCCCCAAUGCCUUGACCGAGUCCUCUUUGGACCGCUUCGGAGUCGAAGUCCUGGACACCAAACAGAAAAUCCGAAGCCGCGAAGGGGAUAUUUGCAAAAUUGAAUACUCUGUUGGGGGUGUUGAUCUCGUGCUCCAUUAUGACGAAAAGCGCGCACGAGAAUCAAGAACUGGGAUUCUAGGCCAUGAACAAUAUCGGGCACUCGAGUCUUCACACCCACGAUAUUUCAUGAGAGAUCUCCUAUCUCAGCCACGUGCAUUACAUAGAUUCGAGGAUCAUGAUUGUCUUCCAAUUUCGGAGAAUGUUGAAAUCCUUAAGCGGGAUGAUAACGCGAUAGGGGAGGCUUUGAUAUAUUUCGCUGAUAUUGAAGGCCUUGAAAACAUCCCACCACCACCACCAACCGCUUUUCCCCAAACCACAACUUUUAAGUCCCACCUAUUCGCUAUUAAGAGAUUUAUGGAAGAAGACCUCUGUCAGGGACUCCGUGAAUGGUUUUCUGUCAAUAAAGCUCUCGAGAUAACCUCAAAAGCUUCAGCAGAAAAUAUCCUCGCCCCGCUUUCGGCCUUUCGUUAUCGAAAGAGCUUUUUUAUAGUAUACCCUCGUGCCAUUUGCAGCCUUGACAAGUACCUCACAUGCACCGAUCAAAAGAAACGACCCAAUAUAGAAAUUCCGAUAGAGAAUUUAUGGUACCAACUAGCAAAAGUUGCCACCACUAUGGAGCUCCUUCACAGCAAGGGCCACCAUCAUUUAGACCUUACACUAGCAAAUUUGCUAGUAUUCGAAAAUGGUGACCUAAAGAUAUGUGACUUUGGCGAGUCAGGUGUCUCAGGUUCAGAUCUCUCUUCGAUAGAAGAGUUUGCACAUGCGAGCCCGGAGCAAAUUAAAGAUAUUAUGGAGAUACUCACUGAAACUAGGACUGGGAAUCCACCCGCCCGAACACUCAGCAGCGAAUUCAAAUCCCAAGCAAAUACAAGAGGAGACUGUUUGAAGUCCUAUGAUAUCUAUUGCUUUGGCCAAGUUUGCUUUGAGACGGCAACAUAUGCAACGCUUGGGUGGGAGCGGUCUGAGCUACGCAUGUAUCUUUUCCAGGAAGAUGAAAAGUCAAUCCGACAAGGUGCAUUUUAUCGGCGGUGUGAGCAAACGGGUACCUUGGUCAACAAGGAUAUAAUUGAAGAAGUACUCCACAAACUCGCUAUAUAUCCAUUGCAGACAGUAUUUAGCAAAAGUAUCCAGCUUCAGAGAAGAUCCAAACAGAAGAUUGACUACCAUGGAAUCUCCACUAUUAUCAGGGACUUGAUCAGUCCAAACAUCCAAUUUCGCCUAAACCAGGGAUCCGGUCUCCCAAACAAAAUCCUCCAGUGCUUGCCGCACCAUCCAGACCUUCGAAACCCAAUUCUACAAACUAGAGGAACAUCGUCAGAAGAAGUCCAAAAUGAGUUUCUGGCUGGAUGUAAUAAAGGCGAAAUAAGCUCCACAUCCAAGCACUUGAAAGGGACUGGGAAAAUUCCACCCCCCCGGGAACUUCCAUCAAAUGGAAAAAUUGCGGUAGUCAAGGACCCCAGCAUACAUGGAAGCACACCUCGUUGGUCGCAGUUCCCACGCCCCCGCCCACCCGAACCCUUAGCUGCUGAGGGAAUAGUUUCGGUUCCGGCCGUCCUAGGUGGGGAAGUCUGGAACCAGCGUUCUACAAGUCUCAUAAACGGCGAACCCUGCAAAAACUCCACAAAGAAUUCUACAGGGAGUGCUGAGGACGCCGAGAGUCAUGGUUGUCUUUCUGUGAUGAGAAACGUCACUUCCUCAAUUUGUCGCCUGUUCAAAAAGUGGUCUCGUUCCCAGACGUCACAAAAGGCAGCUCAAAAAGCGAAGUCAUUGAAAAAUGACGAAGGGUUUUGGGACAGAAGUCCCCUACAGCAAAAAUCUGGUAUUCUAGCUGUAUAA